CUGUGGAUAUGCGAGGUUCACUCUUGUUCUUUAUUUUAUAUGUAAAGUAGUGAUACGUAGAAUUUUUAGUGUUGUUAUUACAAAGCCAAAUUUAAGAGUGUGACGAGGAAUUGACUGAAGGUGAGGUGAGGAAACAAGAUUGGAGGAGUCAUCAUGCCUAACGGGCUGAAUGACCUGACAGACCUUUAUGGGUCACUGAACAUUGGUGGCACGGAACAUGAAGAGAGUAAUAAGGAUGCAAUCCUGCGGAUCAACUCCUUUCUAAACAACUCCUUAGAUCUUCGUAGUCUGGCUUCAGAACAUUCUCGUAAAACUUCAAUUGAUGCGUUAUUGACAGAACUGAUGAAUGGCACAGAUGGGAACAGUGGUGAUAUUGGACCCAAGAAAACUGGCCAGAGUGGGAGUCCCAGUGUUGAUUCCAGUAUUCCUCUGAGUCGUCUACUGGCUCAGAGCUAUAGCUAUAGCUCUGACAGUACAAUUUCACCACAUGUUCCACUCACACCCAGUACCACCUCACAGAUGUGUGGGCGUAAUAAUGUGUUCAGUUACUUGGAUAAUAGCCCACACUCGAGUGGCUCAAGUGGUUCUCGUUACUCGCCAGCACCUGCAAGCAUCACACACCAAAUGAGAGCUUCCAAUACCAGUGAACCUGGAAGCCCAACGAUGGAGGAUGCUAUUCUAAUGGGAUGUCAGGACACAAGUGUAUUCAACCAUGAUAUGAAUGCAAACAAGUUCAAUGACAUUACUAUUGUGGAUCUUGUAAAUUCAUUGAGUCUGGGUAGUAACAGGAACAUGCCCACAAGUCAGAUUGGACACCGCACUGUUGAUGGACUGAUUCGAAAUAAUGGUGGUGUUAACAAUAAUCCCUUGAUGAAUAUAAGUCAGCAUGCAGUACCAAAUACAUUCAUGGGCUUACAACAGCAUCAACCAUUAGGAAAUCUGGGCCCCUUGAACAGUAGCAUCACAAAUGGCUCCAUGAAUUCACAUACACAGCUACCCCAAGGUGUAGAUUUGACCAGUUUGACUCAGCUGCAAAAUGCAUGGAUAACAAGUCAGCUCUUUCCUGGUUUGGUUGAUGGAUCAAGCCUCUUGAGUGGAGAGUCCAAGUCAGCUGGGCCCCUUGUUAACCUACUGGCUAAUCCUACAGAUCCUUACUCAAUUGAGAAGGCUGCAAAACUACAUAGAAAUGCUGCUGCUGUGUGUGAUGCAACUUGCACUUGGAGUGGGCAGUUGCCUACCAGGAUACAUAAAAACCCCAUAUACUCGUGUAAGGUGUUUUUGGGUGGAGUGCCAUGGGAUGUAACUGAGUCUGCACUAAAGCAAACAUUUUUGCAUUAUGGAAAUAUUCAAGUGGAAUGGCCUGGCAAGGAGAACUCUGCCAAUCCUCCUAGGGGCUAUGUAUAUAUUCUAUUUGAAUUUGAAAGACAGGUGAAAACACUGCUGGGAGCUUGCAGCCAGGACAUAGGCAUUGGUGGUAACUACUACUACAAGGUUUCAUCCAGACGUAUUAGACAGAAAGAGGUACAGAUUAUUCCAUGGGUGAUCAGUGACAGUAACUACGUCCGUUGCCCAUCAUACCAAUUGGACCCAGCAAAAACGGUGUUUGUAGGGGCAUUACAUGGUAUGCUAAGUGCAGAAGGCCUUGCAAACAUUAUGAAUGACUUGUUUGGAGGAGUUGUGUACUCAGGUAUUGACACUGACAAGCACAAGUAUCCAAUUGGAUCUGGCAGAGUAACUUUCAAUAAUGUGCAGUCCUACAGGAAGGCAGUUAGAGCAGCUUUCAUUGAGAUAAAAACCCCCAAAUUUACAAAGAAGGUGCAAGUGGAUCCAUACCUUGCCGAUUCGCUCUGUCAGUUGUGUGGCAUGCAGCAAGGGCCAUACUUUUGCCGUGAUGAGAACUGCUUCAAGUAUUUUUGUCGGUCUUGCUGGCAGUUGACCCACCCAAUGGAUGUUCAUGGAGGCCAUAAGCCAAUAAUGAGAAACUCAAAGCUGCGCACUCAAACAACUCUCAGUAGAGUUAUAUAACUGCUAUCACAAUGUGCAGUAUUUAAGUUACAAGGAAAGAAUUUUAGUUUAGUAGCCUCAAAGCAUACAUUGUUUCUCUUGAUGUGGAAUUGAUUAUUUAACGCAAUAAUUUGUGUACUUGGCAUUCCAGCUGUGGAUGUGCUCAUCAUUUAUGGUGAAACUGAUUUUAGUGAUUUUUUUGUAUGCUUAUAUGAUGUUGCUCGACCUAUUGCCAUUGAUGAAGUUAACGGUGUUGGUUUAAGGUUUUACUAUGUGAUAUUGGCAUUUGGUACUGGACUAUGAAGAUUUUCAUAUUUGGAAGCCAGCAGCAUUUACUAGGUUAUUUCCGAGUACUUUUAGAUACUGCAUAAAUGUUAUUAGUAUCAUCCCCAGCAUUUUAACAUAUAAUUGUGUUUAAAGCUGUAGAGAAAAACCUUAUGGCUCUGCAUUAUUUUAACAUUGAAACCUCAGGGUUUUAGUGCAGUCUAGCAGAGCAUAGUUUUAUAUAAAUUUCAGUUCUUAUUUGUGUUGGGCACAAAACUGAAGGAAGU
Molecule: messenger RNA, 2555 nt
Organism: Homarus americanus (American lobster)
Lineage: Eukaryota; Metazoa; Arthropoda; Malacostraca; Decapoda; Nephropidae
Product: cytoplasmic polyadenylation element-binding protein 1-like
Exons: 14
Coding region: 154-2025 (623 amino acids)
Biological process (GO): negative regulation of cytoplasmic translation
Cellular component (GO): synapse; nucleus; cytoplasm
Molecular function (GO): translation factor activity, RNA binding; ribosome binding; mRNA 3'-UTR binding
Source: RefSeq, a predicted model, not a curated record